Molecule: messenger RNA, 2724 nt
Organism: Phymastichus coffea
Lineage: Eukaryota; Metazoa; Arthropoda; Insecta; Hymenoptera; Eulophidae
Product: neuropeptide CCHamide-1 receptor-like
Exons: 10
Coding region: 794-2170 (458 amino acids)
Biological process (GO): G protein-coupled receptor signaling pathway
Cellular component (GO): membrane
Molecular function (GO): G protein-coupled peptide receptor activity
Source: RefSeq, a predicted model, not a curated record
CUUUUACGCGGCCCAACUUUUACGAUGAAUUUGUUUAUUAACUUUGAAAAGUUACAAUGGUUUGUUUGGGAUAAUUGCUUUUUUCGAACUUUGUGAUGACGUUUAGUGAGCGAGAAUGGUUCCGAGUAAAGCAAGUGCGCAUUUGAAAAGAAGAAAUUUGAGAUUGGUGUUAAUUAACUGUUUCCAGGUUACCAGUACGAAAUAACACAUUCGCUUUGAUUUAUUUCAACAAGCUGAAUAUAAAACGACAGCCUUGCGCUCGUGAAUGGGAGGUGGGGGGCGUCUGGCGCGAGCACGCGUCUUGCUCACACGUAAAGUUACAGCAUCGCAAUCUAUGAAAAGCGCGUACAUUCAGACCUGUGACAGACAGCAUCCAGGAACGGAUUAAUUAAUUUGAAUCAAACGAGAAGAUUCAAACGUCUUAAAGUGCCGCGUCAGCUGAUUGCCGUCUCCGUUCCUUUAUUUUCGUCAAAAAUCGAAAUAUGAUUUCUUAUUUAGCUGUAGAGAACUGAUGAGAACAUAUAAAAAUCAUCCUGUGAUCUGGCACUCUUGAAUGACUGAAACUGUCGAAAGGAGGGAAAGGUGCGAAGAAAGCCAUAAAAAAAGUGCGAGUGUCGUAAAGCGCCGCGAAGCGGAAGGAAGUGGCAAGCGGCACGAGGUCGAGAGUCUAAAGCAGCGAUCUCGUCUUUGAAGGAAGAAGAGAUCAGACUACGGCAACGACAGCGGCGAUGGCCGCGGCAGCGCAAGCCGCAGCGAUGUCGUCGUCGGUGGCGGCGGCUGAUUUGAAAUUGAAAUGGCGCGGUUUCGAGCGAGGAGCGAUGAGCGCGCUCGUCAGCGGCCAGCAGUGAAGUGCAUCCGCUGCGAGAUGUCAUAUCUGGCGGCGACGACGAUCCUGCCGGAGGCAAUGCUGGACGUCCAGGACCAGUGCAACGAGUCGAACGUGCUCAACGCCAGCGCCUCGCCGCUCGACUGCCCCGAAGUCAGCUACACGCCCUACGGACAGAGGGUGGAGACCUAUGUUGUGCCCGUGGUUUUUGCCUGCAUCCUCGUCGUCGGCGUCCUGGGCAACACGGUCCUCAUCAUCACCAUUUGCCGGCACGCCACUAUGCGCAACGUACCCAACACUUACGUUCUGUCGCUUGCCAUCGGAGACCUCCUCGUGAUACUGAUUUGCGUCCCGUUCACCUUUGCCGUUUACGUGCUCGACUCAUGGCCUUUCGGAUUGGCGCUCUGCAGACUGUCCGAGUUCGCCAAGGACGUUUCCGUUGGGGUGUCGGUCUUCACUUUGACUGCCCUGUCGGCCGAUCGCUUCUUCGCCAUUGUCGAUCCCAUGAGAAAACUGCACGCCACAGGUAGCGGGAAACGAGCAAAGUGGUUCACAAAAAUAGUGGCGUUUUUAAUCUGGAUGCUGGCGACGUUCUGCGCGAUACCCGCGACCUUCUCGUACAUUCGUGUAUUCAAGGUCAACAAGAACGUCACGUUUUUGACUUGCUAUCCAUUCCCGGACCAAUUCGGACCAAACUACCCUAAGACAGUGGUGAUCUGCCGAUUCUGCAUCUUUUACGUGGUACCUCUGAGCAUCAUAGCCGUGUUCUAUAUACUGAUGGCCAGACACCUGAUGCAGAGCACCCGAAACAUCCCUGGAGAAAAGCAGGGCCAGGCGAAGCAAGUAAAAGCACGCAAGAAGGUGGCAAAAAUGGUAAUCGCAUUCGUGGCAGUAUUCGCAAUAUGCUUCUUGCCGCAGCACGUGUUCAUGCUCUGGUUUUACUCGGACCCUGACGCACAAGAAAACUACAAUGCGUUCUGGCAUUGCUUUCGCAUUCUCGGCUUCUGCCUGGCCUUCAUGAACAGCUGCAUCAACCCCAUCGCAUUAUACUGCGUCAGCGGCACAUUCCGCAAGUAUUUCAACAGAUAUCUGCUGUGCUGCUGCUGCUGGUCUGCGAGACGAGCGGUCUCGCUGUCGUCGUUGAACCGCCGAGGACAGAGUUUCUCCUUCACGACCUCGCGACGUCACACGAGCUCACGCCGUGGCGGAGCCCACAGUGUCGUGCACAUGGCCAGUUGGCAGCCUGGCAAUGUCGUGGAGAUGACCAGUCGCGAGAGAUCGACGCCGCAGGAACCCGAGACCACCGUCACCGUCUUCCAAAACGGCCACGAGCAGCGCAUAUGAGAUCCGGCUUGCCGGGGCGUACGUUGGAGGGCUGUUGGCGCGGUAACAGAAAAGCCGCCGAAUAGCAAUCGCGAUCCAAGCGAUAACUCCAUUCUCGACGACGAAGUCAUCAGCUUUUUUCCCCGAUCGGUUAAGCUUAUUUAUCGCGCGCCGACACACUAUUGCAAUUGAGAUGUACGUGCGCGCGUGUGUAUAUGUUUGUCUGUGAAACUAUGGCCGACAACCGUUGUAUUUAUACUUUUUUUGUAUAGGCUUUCAGCAGCAGUAAUGAGCCUUGUGAAUUUUUUCCGUCCCGGGCGGACUUUCGUUAUCGUCUUAUAAAUAAGAAUUUAUGUGUAAUAACGAAUGUCUUUGUAAAAGUGAUUGGUGUAUUGAUAAUUGUUUGUUUAAUUAACUGAAAUGUUUAUAUAAUAAUUGUGAUACGAUGAACAUUAUCAAUAUUUUCACCUUUUAAUCCAGACCAAAAUGUUAAUGCAAUUAAUCGUAUAUUAGAUAAAUUUAUUAAACGUUAUGUAGAUAUUGUAGCAGCUUCAUUGUAUGAUGACAAACUUAAA